Molecule: messenger RNA, 2067 nt
Organism: Brachypodium distachyon (stiff brome)
Lineage: Eukaryota; Viridiplantae; Streptophyta; Magnoliopsida; Poales; Poaceae
Product: cold-responsive protein kinase 1
Exons: 7
Coding region: 621-1784 (387 amino acids)
Biological process (GO): protein phosphorylation
Molecular function (GO): ATP binding; protein kinase activity
Source: RefSeq, a predicted model, not a curated record
CCGGUCCGAGCCCAGGCCCAGUCCCAGGCCCACCGCCAGUCCGGGGCUUGGCGGCUGGCCAAGUCAACGGCGACGACUGAGCCCCCCGCGGCUUAAGAGAGAGAGAGAGAGAAGAGAGAUCUCCUCUUCUCUGUCUUCUCUUCGUUUCCCACCUACUCCGUGCUUUGGAGGAACCGGAAGAAGCUCUGGAGGCCGCCAACCAAACCUUCUCAUUCCAAUCUUCUCCUCCUCCUCCUCCUAUUGUGCUGUAGCCUGUGCAUCUCGCCGCCGAGCGCUGACGCCCGAGUUGACAGACUCUGGCGCGUCGCCUACUUCGUGCUCUCUGGCCGGGGAGUCUCGCUGCGUCGGGUUGUUCGGCGGCGGGUUCCGUCGGUGCGCGGGCGGGCUAAUUUUGCGGGCCGAGACCGUCAAUUUCUCCGGUCGGGUUCGGCUCUUCUGCCACUGCCGCGCGGGUUCAGGGUAUGAUUACUGUUGUUGAAGGCUGGUGAACUAUGUUCCAAGAUAUGAUUGCUGUUGUCGAAGGAUGAAAAUCUAUGCGCUUGUGGUUAGAUCGAUGUUAAACUGAUAUUUCAAUUAAGCGAACCUCAGUACAAUAGCUUGAAAAUUGAAACAACUCUGUAAUGAGUUGUUUUUCUCUCUUUUUCAAGAGGAUAGGGGUGACCCAUCAACAAAAUGAUCCGUGCAAUGAAGACUUCUCUGGUACUGAGAAUAUAACAAGAUUCAGCUACAAGGAGCUGGUUAAGGCAACAGCAAAGUUUGACCAAUCCAAUAAGAUCGGUGAGGGAGGUUAUGGACCUGUGUACAAGGGAACGCUCAAGGAUGGAACAGCUGUUGCUGUAAAGGUGCUUUCUUUGCAGUCUAGACAAGGCAAAAAGGAAUUUCUUAGUGAACUCCUUGCGAUCUCCAAUGUGUCACAUGAGAAUCUUGUCAAACUCUAUGGCUGUUGUGUCGAAGAAAGCCACAAAAUUCUUGUCUAUAAUUAUCUUGAAAAUAAUAGCCUCUCACAAACCCUUCUAGGUUCUCGACAUAGCAGCAUCCAGUUUAACUGGAGAACUCGAGUAAAUAUCUGCAUUGGUGUUGCCAAGGGACUAGCAUACCUCCAUGAUGUCAUCCGCCCUCACAUUGUCCAUCGGGACAUCAAAGCAAGCAAUAUACUUCUCGAUGAUGAUCUUACCCCAAAAAUUUCUGAUUUCGGUUUAGCAAAGCUUCUACCUUCAGAUGUAUCGCAUAUUAGCACAAGAGUUGCAGGAACACUAGGUUACUUGGCUCCUGAAUAUGCCAUUCGAGGACAAGUGACACGGAAAUCAGAUGUUUACAGCUUUGGUGUUCUGCUUGUAGAAAUAGUCAGUGGAAGGUGCAACACUGAUACAAGACUGCCUUAUGAAGAUCAGAUUCUUCUUGAGAAGACUUGGGCAUACUAUGACCAAGGGAACCUGGACAAGAUCAUAGACAGUAAUCUGGGCGACGACCUUGAUGUCGAUGAAGCCUGCAGGUUCCUGAAAGUCGGCCUCCUGUGUACCAAGAACAUCACAAAGCGCCGGCCUGACAUGUCCACGGUCCUCGCCAUGCUUCGAGGCGAGGUGGACGUGGACUCGCAGGAGAUCAGCAAGCCCGACGUGAUCCGGGACUUCAGGGACCUCACCCUGAGGAGCAAGGCCACAUCGUCGUCGAUGCUGAGCUCCAUCGUGGCGCGCUCCUCCUCCCCGCAGUCGUCGUCCGGGUCCGGCGACACCGUCACCACACGCACCUCCAUCACCUUCACCGCGAUAUCCGACCGCCCAUGACCUGGCGCGAAAUGGACACAGACGGACGUGGGGAAGGCGGGAACGAAAUACAGAGUAAGGAAGAGGGAAACUGUGCAUACGAAGCAUUACAGCCCAGAUUUAUUUAUUUUUGUUUUAUUUUAUUAACCUCGUACGAUUUUUUUGUCGUUGUACUGUCUAGGUUUUGUUUACGCACACAUUGUCUGUAGAGCUUGAGAAUUUGUUCUCAGAUACGUACUGUAUAAAUGUAAAACCCACAGUAUGUUUUUUUUUCCUGAAGACCUGAACUGAUCUCUCAACGAAA